Messenger RNA from Leishmania braziliensis MHOM/BR/75/M2904, 567 nucleotides. RefSeq lists its product as hypothetical. The transcript has a single exon. Bases 1 to 567 code for a protein of 188 amino acids. Lineage: Eukaryota; Euglenozoa; Kinetoplastea; Trypanosomatida; Trypanosomatidae. The record is from RefSeq and is a predicted model, not a curated record.
AUGAAAAUAGACGCUGCUGCGGUGCACUGCACGCGUGAAAGCUUCUCACAGUACGCACACCAACGAUGCGCGAACUCUCCGUGGGAGCUCAGAUCAAAGCGUGACGCGUUUGGGGCCUCUGUGGAGUGGCUAGAGGCUACCUACAGUGUCGGCAGCUCACUUGAUGCGACCACGCGGACGGUUGUCACCACAGUGUGUGUCCUUUUCAACGCCGACUACGCCGUGCCGCAAUUGGGCUUCUACAACUCUACCGUCACGAGCCUCGCGGAUCUUCGGGUGGCGGUGCCAAAUCUUACACUGGUUAACAUGCCGUCGUCUGUGCCACUGGCCGAUGCGAUGGGAACGUCACGUCAACCGCUAGCGAGCUUCUCAUGGUGCCAGGAGCUGGGCCAGUACAUGUGGCUCGUGCACCCCUGCGACACGGAAAAUGUCCUGCGCUGCAGGCGAUACGACGGUGAACAAGGUGACGUGCUCAGCAUCUUUCUGCGAGCCAUGUCCGACUACUUCCCUUUUGCGCCCCUACUUGUGCCACGUGCGGGAGGGAAUGGCGAUGCGGCACGUACAUGA